CCCCACACCCUUCUCCUCCUUCCCCAAUCCGGAAAGGCCGGGGAAGCAGCAGCAGCAGCGGGGAGGGAAGAGGUGAAUGAGCCGGGACUGGUCCGAGGAGGCGGCGUCCCCUUUAAAAGCAGCGAGCGCGGCGCGGCAACCGCUCGCUCCCCGCCUUGUGAUUGGCGAGGAGCCUCAAGCCCCCGGGGUCGUGACAUCAGCAGCGCCACAAAAAGCCAAGGAGGCAUCCAACCACCUCAAUCAAUUUGCAAGCGAAGGGAAGGGCCCGGGCACCCCCCCGCCUCCCCCAGUGCGCCGCGGGAGGAGCGCGUGCGAAGAGAGGGGGUCCCCCUACCGCUGCUUCCUCCUGCCAGGCGACUUGCAAAGGGAGCGGAGGGAAGAAGAAGAAAAAAUAGAGUCAAACUUCAUCUGGCUGCUGCUGGACUUGUCUCGCUGCUGAUGCUAAGGGCAUAUUUUUUCCAAGGAGGCUGUUAACUGUAUUGCAUAUAGAUCUCUCUCUCUCUACACACACACACACACACACACCCAGAGGAAGCAACAACGCUUGUGGCUCGCUGCUUUGCAAAGGGAGAGCCCCGUCCCUGGCUGAGACUUGCCCUCUGCCGCCUCCUCCUUCUCAACCCGCUGGCUCCAAGUAUGUUUCAGGGGCGGACUGCGCUCCGGGGCGCUUCUGCGUCUUGCCCCGCCGCUGUCAGCGGAGCCGCGGCGGAGUGACAGCCAGGGAUGCCGCAGAAACGCACCGGAGUCCCUCCUGCAGACACGACCCCGCUGCUGCUCGCAGGUAGCGCCCGGGCCGUCGCGGAGCGGCGGGAGCCCUCUGCCCGGAGAUGACUCCCCGGAGGAGCGAUGGGCUGCAGCGGAGGCGUUAGGGCGCCCAAAGGAAGAGGGCGACGAGCCCAGCAGCCGCCCAGCCUCUCCCAGGAGAGGGAAGCCGGUGGCUUUGGCUAAGGACGUAGCAGGACUAUUUCCCUCUUGCUCGGAGAGCUUCCCCCCGGGCUGCUGAAACUUGCCCGGAGAAAAUAACUUCCCUCCCCGGCUCUGUCUGCUGGGAAUCUCGCCCCCACUUCCCUACCCACGGGGGUACCUCAUCGCAAACCCCGCACGCCACUGGGGAGGUGCUUGUAGCGGAUACAAAUCCCCUAACCGGCCGGGAACCCCCUUCGCUCUUCCCGGGCCAGACCCUUUCUAUGUGGAGCCCGUUUCAAUGGACGUGCCCCAGUGCGCCGCUGCUGCCGCUUAGGCGAUCGGCGGGCUCCUAAAGGUUGACCAUGGUGGCCGCCAUCCGCUCCCUGCUAGCGCUGCUGCUGUACCAGGUGCUGCUGGGCGGCUCGGCCGGGCUCAUCCCGGAGGUGGGCCGGCGGCGCUUCAGCGACUCGGGCCGCGCCGCCCCGCAGGAGCUGCUGAGCGAGUUCGAGCUGCGUCUGCUCAACAUGUUCGGGCUGAAGCGGCGGCCGAGCCCCAGCAAGAACGCCGUCAUCCCGCCCUACAUGCUGGACCUCUACCGCCUGCAGGCCGGCCAGCAGCUGGGCCACUCCGCCCCGGGCUACCCGCUGGAGAGAGCCGCCAGCCGCGCCAACACGGUCCGGAGCUUCCACCACGAAGAAGCUUGGGAAGAGCUCCCAGAAGCAAGUGGGAAAACAGCGCGGCGCUUCUUCUUUAAUUUAACUUCCAUCCCUAACGAGGAGUUUCUCACCUCGGCUGAACUUCAGAUUUUUCGGGAGCAGGUGCAGGAAACCUUUGAGAACAAUAGCAGCUACCAUCACCGUAUUAAUAUUUAUGAAAUUAUAAAGCCAGCCACAGCCACUUCUAAGGACCCUGCCGCAAGACUUUUGGACACCAGGUUGGUGCAUCAGAAUGCAAGUAAAUGGGAAAGCUUUGAUGUAACACCAGCUGUAAUGAGGUGGAUUGCACAUAGACAGCCUAAUCAUGGGUUUAUAGUAGAGGUGGUUCACUUGGACAAUGAGAGCAGUGUUUCGAAGAGGCACGUUAGGAUUAGCAGGUCUUUGCAUCAGGAUGAAGAUAGCUGGUCUCAGCUCCGGCCGUUGUUAGUAACUUUUGGCCAUGAUGGCAAGGGACACUCUCUCCAUAAAAGAGAGAAACGCCAAGCAAAACACAAACAGCGCAAACGCCACAAAUCCAGUUGCAAAAGACAUCCUUUAUAUGUGGACUUCAAUGACGUGGGGUGGAAUGACUGGAUUGUUGCCCCACCAGGAUAUGGUGCCUUUUACUGCCAUGGGGAAUGCCCUUUUCCAUUGGCAGAUCACCUAAACACAACAAAUCAUGCAAUUGUUCAGACUUUGGUCAAUUCCGUGAAUUCCAAAAUCCCUAAGGCUUGCUGUGUUCCGACAGAACUGAGCGCUAUUUCCAUGCUCUACCUUGACGAGAACGAAAAAGUUGUAUUAAAGAACUAUCAAGAUAUGGUUGUGGAGGGUUGUGGGUGCCGCUAACUAUAUUAGACAAAUACAAAAAAAGCUGACACUUUAAUAUUUCCCAAUGAAGACUUUAUUUAUGUAAUGAAAUGGAAAGAAAAAAAUACAACUAUUUUGAAAAUUAUAUUUAUGUCCACAAAAAGUUUGGGAAAACAAAUAUUUUAAUCAGAGAAUUAUUCCUUUAAAGAUUUUAAAUGUAUUUUAGUUGUACAUUUUAUAUGGGUUUAAUCCCAGCACAUGAAGUAUAAUGGUCAGAAUCUUAUUUUGUAUUUAUUUACUAUUAUAACCACUUUUUAGAAGAAUAGCUAAUUUGUAUUUAUAUGUAAUCAAAAGAAAAAAAAUAUAGGGUUUGUACAUAAUUUUCCAAAAUUGUAGCUGUUUUAAUUGUGUGUAUUUAAAUUGAAAAGAAUACAUGGAAGGUUACUAUGGCAAAGUGCAUAGCACAUUUGCUUUCUGCUGUGCUACUGUUAAGGUCACAAGUUCAAGUCCAGAAAAAAGUGGAUAAUCCACUCUGCUGACUUUCAAGAUUAUUAUAUUGUACAAUUCUCAGGAAUGCUGCAGGGUGGGCUGUCCAAUCCAUGAGAACUGGCAUCCUCGUUAGGUGGAACAUUUUGGAUAAGAACCAGACAUUACUGAUCUAGUAUACUGCUAUUCCCAACUCAUUUGCAGAGUGAAUACAAGCAGGGCCAAUAGAAAUCUUAAGGAAAAAAGGCUGAACUCUUCUUAGACCUACAGAAAAGUUGAAUGUUUGUCAUUCUUCUCCUUUACUAGUCCUCUCAUUUAAAUCCUUAUCCUGGCCAAAUAUUAAAUAAUAAAAUAUGAUUUCUUUUUCUUUUUUUUUGUGUGUGGUGAUAUAUGCUAAAAAAGGAACAACAAUUUUAUUUCUAGUGGCCCUUGUCUAACAGUUGGGAAUACAAUUACUUUUUUCUUACCUCAAAUGAGAGCUCCUUUUAUGUGGAAUACUAUAGAGAAUUAAUCUUCAAACUUUACCCUAAGUACAGCAAACUAUUGUUAUCUGUGGGCUCUAUCUACUUUCAACUGCUGGUUUUGCUGACUCUUGGAGUAGUUUUGUCUUUCUUUCCAGGGUCUUGUGUUUUGAAAGCAUUUUCCCACCAAAUGUUAAACCGAUUUCAGAUAAUAAAUAAUAGAGCUCUGACAUUUCAUUCUGCAAAGUCCCAUCUGUAAGAGCAAAUGGUUCAUUCACAAAGAUAAACUGUGUUUUCUGGGUUUUCUUGCUUCUUAAAUUCUUCAUUUUAUUAUAUAAAAAGGGCAAAAGCAUGAUUUGCAGUUGGCAAGCAAGGCAUUAAUUGCAGUUCAUACUUACCGAACACUUACAAGACUGUUGGUGUAGUAAUUUGCAAGUAACUUGUAGAAGAUGGGAAGAGGAUACAGAGGCCUGGGUUUCUUGUUGCAUUGGAAGCCCUGCCAAAUAUUAGACUUAAAAAAUACCUGAGAUUGGCUUCUUGCUGAUGUAUUGUAAAUUGGACUGAAGCCAAGUGCAGAAUGAAGUUAAAUUAGCUUACAGGUGGUAAGUUCAUUCUUACAUUCAGAACUCCUAGCUCUUUAAAGCUGUAGAAUUGGCCAUAGAAUAAUGAUUCUGUGAUUAUAUCCUCCAGGAACUUUGAAAGUUGCUUUUUUGUUUUUAAAUCCAAUCAACCAAAGCCUUUGCCAGAAGGUGUCACUUCAAAGCCAAGAGGGCAGUUCUCCAUCCAUGGACCUUUUAGGUCAGCUUCUGAAAUAAUAUCAGAUGCCAGCCAGUCACUAACUUGCUUAACGUUUGGGGUUGUUUUUGUUCGUUUUUGAACUACUAAUAAAUACCAGUAUGCUACAAUGGAUGUACUAACUGGGCUUGUGGGUCAAAAGAUUUCUAAAUAGACGAUAUCUUUAAGGCCUGUUAAGGAAUAAUUCCUCUCCCUCUGCCCCAAAUAAAGCUGCAAAUGCAAUCGUCAUUAGAGGGGACAGGAGAGAAAAAUUAGAGUAAUUACCAGUUGGUUGCCUUUUUUUGUGAGCCUAAAAUAUUUAUUAGGUUCAUAGUCAACUUCUGUGGCAGGAUAAGUUUAAUAGAUACAUAAUUUAUUCUAGCAAUAUGAUUUUUAACACCUCUAUAAAGAGAUCUUCCAUUCUAUAGCUUUGUUUGUUUUGGAACAUCUAACGUUUAUUUGUAAUGCUGAUUCAAGAGUGUGGCCUAUGUUUUUGCUGGAUGACCAGUCAUCUUGGUUUCUAAAGUGCUCGUGGCAUUUUGUGAAGAUCUGCUUAGGCUAUUAUAACAAUCGCCGAUUUUAACUUUCAGUUCCUUGCCCCCUUAAAAAAAAUAUGCACCGUGUUUUGGUCUGCACUCGAACUUGUUGAACAAGCCGCUGGCCAUUGGAUCCUGAAGGCUGCAAGUCACAGGAGUAUGGGGCAGUUAACAGAUUCUCUGGGAGUUCAGUAGUGAACAGUUGCAAUGCAUAGUCUUUGCAGUCAGAGCGAUACUGGAGCCUUCUCCCCUCCGUGCUGCAGAAGCAGAUCUUGAACUGCAGAGAAAUUCAAGAGGUCAUGCCUUGGAUUAGACCACUUUUAUUAGCGUGAAGGGUCCGAUCCAAAACCCACUGAAAUCAAUAGGAAACCUUCCAUUGUCUUCUAUUUACGCUUUUGAAUUAGAUCUUAAAUUCUUGUGUCUCCUGACUAAAGUUCACAGCUCCUAACUCAUUGUAUGAAACACUAAUUUUAGAGGCUUAGAGAAUAGUGACUGUUUCACUUCUCCUCUAAGGCAUGAGUACACAUUGAUGCUACAGCACUUGUCCAAGCAUGAGCUGUAGCUGGCUCAGGGCCUGACACUGCAUUCCUUUAUAAAGGCAAAAUUCAUACUGAAACCAAUUGGCUUGGUUUCAAUUGGAAACCAAUUGGUUUGGCUUGACUAAAGACUGUACCUUAGUAAAAUACAUGGUGAGGCCCAUGAGUAGCUGUAAGUCCAUUAGGGCCCUGAUCCUGGGAACACUUCUGUAACUGUGAAUGACUCGUGCACAAAGAGGCUUCUUGUGUGCGUCAAGUGAGGGGUGUCUGCAGAACUGGGCUUACAAUAUUUAUAUUUUUGAAAAAAGUGUAACCCCCAAAACCAUUUCUCUAGAUUGAAAAUGUCAUUGAGUUGAAGGGGGUGGUCAGGGACUUUAAAAGAAUAGCAUAGAGUACGUCUAUUUGUAGUGAAUUUGGUCUUGAAGGUUAAUUGGGACCCACGACUAAACUCCGGAAAAUAGUCUCUGAUAGUCCCAUUGGAGUUUUGGGUCUAUUGACAAUUGCUAAAUCAGCCUCCUCAAUACUAAAAGUGUGCUAUUAUAACAGUCCUUAGAGUAUUCUUUUUCUACAAGAAGAAACAGUUGUCUUUUAUUUUAUUUUUUUUCUCAUAAGAGAAAAUUCAGAAGAUACAGAAGCCAUACCCUUGCCCUUUCUAAUCUGCCAGUGUUUGAGACACAAUCUUAAAUUUCCAUUAGCAAGCAUAUUACUUGACAUGCCUCUGAUCUAUGUGUGGUGAAUCUGGUAGACAGGCAUGUUAUUGUUAUUUGAAACUUACAAAUAAGCAUCUCUCCAACUAUGAAGUGAUCGGCAUCUCUGCCUAGUAUCCCUGACCUUUUCACGGGACACCCUAAUGCAGUGGCUCUCAGCCUUUCCAGACUACUAGACCCCUUUCAGGAGUCUGAUUUGUCUUGAGUACCCACAACU
Messenger RNA from Trachemys scripta elegans, 6125 nucleotides. RefSeq names its product bone morphogenetic protein 2. The record is from RefSeq and is a predicted model, not a curated record. Bases 1269 to 2447 code for a protein of 392 amino acids. Gene Ontology annotation, biological process: BMP signaling pathway; SMAD protein signal transduction; negative regulation of transcription by RNA polymerase II. Gene Ontology annotation, cellular component: extracellular region. Gene Ontology annotation, molecular function: growth factor activity; BMP receptor binding; cytokine activity. The transcript has 3 exons. Lineage: Eukaryota; Metazoa; Chordata; Testudines; Emydidae.